This is a messenger RNA of Gossypium arboreum, 1576 nucleotides long. Its product is annotated as VQ motif-containing protein 22-like. NCBI's taxonomy places the organism in Eukaryota, Viridiplantae, Streptophyta, Magnoliopsida, Malvales, Malvaceae. Bases 513 to 1241 code for a protein of 242 amino acids. The record is from RefSeq and is a predicted model, not a curated record. The transcript has a single exon.
AUCCAACAAUUCUUUUAUUAUUAUUAUUAAAAAAAAACAAGAUUUAAAUAAGAAAAAGAAGAAGGAACCUAGGAUGUUUCUUGUUUCCACAUAGUAGAAAGGUUUGAUUACAUGUUUGAAGACCGACGAGCAAGCCCAAAGUCUUCAUUUUCCACCAAACAAAAUAAAUAAAUUAAGAGGUCAUAAGCUGACGUGGUUAUUGAAUGGAUGACGUCAUCUUGAUAAGCAAUUUGUUUUGCUGCCUUCGACGAAACUAUCCCCACUUCCAGAACGUCUGUUUCCGCCAAACAUUUCUUCCGCCAUUUCCCCCACGUGCCCAUCUCACGUGCCCUUCUUGUUGAAACAAUCUUUUAACCGAAAUCAACGGCCCUGAUUUCCCCAAUAUUCUCCCAUUGACCACCUUCCAGGCCACCAUAAAUACCUUCCACUUAAGCUCUCUUCUUUCCCUUCUUACAAAAGAGAAAAGAAAAAUAUUUCUCCUAUAUUUUUAUCUGCUUUUUUGCGCCCUGGACAUGAGUGAGACCAUGUCUACUCCCACUGACUGGCCGCAGUUUUACGAUCAUGCUCUUUCUAACCAGGAAAUACCGAACCGCGUUCGUGUUUUGACUGCCGAAUCGGUGUUCGGCGACCAAGGUUCCGACACCGCCGUCCUCACCACUCCAACUGUCACCUCCAGCAGCGCUCCUGUAAGCUUGUUAGGGUCGGGACGAGGUGGGGGUUUGAGCGGUGGUCAUUUGAGCCCCGAAGGGCGCGUCGGGAAGCCAGUCCGAAGACGAUCAAGGGCUUCGAGGCGAACCCCUACUACCUUGCUCAACACGGAUACCACCAAUUUUCGAGCCAUGGUUCAACAAUUCACUGGCGGUCCCAGUGCUCCUUUCGCAGGGGGAGCUCCUCACCAUGGCGGACCAAAUUUCGGGUUCGGGUUCGGAACCCGUCAUCAACCCCAUAAUAGUAACCCUAAUAACCCUCUCAUGCUUCCUCCCACCGGUUUUCACUUGCAAUAUCAACAACAACAGCAGCAGCAUCAAAAUCCAUUAAUUCACCACCAAAACCAGCCGUUGAUGUUUUCAUUGAACAGCAAUGAUAAUAACCCAGCGCCGGGGGAGCUUUUUUUUCAAAGACUAGGUGUUGGUGGUGGUGUGAACAUGCAAGGGUCGGAUGUUUCGUCACAGGUUCCACCCUCUAGAACAUCAACUUCGUCAUCCAAUGACAAUAGGAGUAACCCUAGGCUCAUGUUUUGAGAUUAAUGAGAGGGACAUAAAGCAGAAUGUUAGGUACUGACUUGUCUUAGGGAGAAAUUAAACAUUGACCAAUGUAAAUAUUUUCCCUUUUUUUUAUUUCUUUCUUUUCUUUUUAUGCCAAUCCAAUUCCAAACGUUUGGAGGGGGGGUUUAAUUUAUAGCGAUUAAAUUAAUGGGGGGGGGGGGGAUGGAGGAUUCUUGUUUUCAAAAACCAGGGGCCUACUACUAUGGUAAACCCAGUUUCAGCAAUUUUAUAAUAUUAGCUAUCUAGUUUUUCAUGUUUUCUUCUUCCUUUGAAAAAUAAAUGAAAAAUCUGCUGUGGUUCUACGUGUGAAA